Messenger RNA from Solea solea (common sole), 1685 nucleotides. It is a transcript of the gene tprg1, whose product is annotated as tumor protein p63 regulated 1. The transcript has 6 exons. Lineage: Eukaryota; Metazoa; Chordata; Actinopteri; Pleuronectiformes; Soleidae. Bases 207 to 1052 code for a protein of 281 amino acids. The record is from RefSeq and is a predicted model, not a curated record. Gene Ontology annotation, cellular component: cytoplasm.
CAACAAAGUAACCAACUAACCAACAAACUAACUAGUGUCAUGAAUUUCCAACUGUCAAUCAAAGUUAGGUAAAUGAAAGUCACGCGCGCACUCGCGCACACAUACACGGAAGAAGGAACACGGAAGUGAGUGAGUGAAUGCACCUGUUACUGCUCAGUUUCAAACUUUAAACAUCCUCGACAAGAGCUGCGGUGUGAAGCUCCAUUAUGGCAGAGACUGAGGAGAAAACAGAUACAGUGUCCACAGAGGAACAGCAGGAACAGCAGGAACAGCAGCAGCAGGAACCGUUUCUGGAGACUGACUCUUCAUCCAGCGGCCCGGGUGACAGUCAGCCUGCUGCCCGUGCUGAGUCCACCGAGCCGCGGGCAGCCGCCGCCGUUUCUCUGACUUUAACACCGGACCAGUUCAAAAGGAGAAAGUUCUUCGUGUUGAGGCCUGGCUCUCUGAAUCAGGCCCUCAAAGACAUUGAAGCUCUGGUGGAUAAAGAAGUGGAUGGCAGCGUUCACAGCAUCUGGCUGAUGGCAGAGGUGGAUCACUGGAACAAUGAAAAAGAGCGCAUUGUUCUCAUCACAGAAAACUCUCUCCUCGUCUGCAAGUAUGACUUUGUCAUGUUCAACUGCGACCAAGUGCAGAGGAUCCCGCUGAACUUUGUGGACCGCAUCUCACACGGAGCCUUCGCCUUCCCAAAGCACUCCCUCAUCCAGAGAGACGGGGAAGGGUUGCGAGUCUUCUGGGACCGGCUGAGAGAACCCUCCUUCAUCUCCAGGUGGAACCCGUUUGCCAUCGACUUCCCUUUCGUCACCUUCACCAACCAUCCUGUGAGGAACGUCAAUGACACGCUCGCUGCCCUCUGCGAUAUUGAGAAGUUCCGAGAGCAGCUCAAGGACGCCGCGCUCAGAGCUCAUUCCAUAAAGCCAGUUCCAGGAAAGGCCAAUGGAGUGCUGGUCCUGAAUCAGCCGCUCUUCAUCGAAGCCUACGUCGGCCUCAUGUCAUUCCUCGGAAACCAGAACAAACUGGGCUACUGUAUGGCUCGAGGAAACAUCGGCUUUUAAACCCUUUUACUAUUAAUAUCAUUUUAUUGUUAUUUUAUUGUUUUACUUGUUCACAGAGAGUUUAUUAUUCUUGAAUGGGACGACCGAAGAGUUGUCCACAUUCAGCUUUGCCUUUGUUAAGCGCUGCAGCCUGGAUUCCUCAGGAUGAGAGGAUGAGUGUGCUCUCCGCUGCUGCAUGGUAUCAGUGUGCGGUGUCUGAGUGCUCAGAAAUAUCCACAUUUCAACACCGCUCUUCACUGGAUGACGGAUCUCCCGCUGCUCUCGGGGAGCUUUGUGUUUGCUCCUCAGUGAUAUGGUAAUUCAACUCUUUUGCAAUGGGACUCCUUUCUUCCUCCCCCAGUGUUUCUGUUUAAAAAGCUCAUUCUCAUGCCAUUCAGCCCCUUAGAGAUUCAGUGAAGCGGGGGGGGAGGGAAGGGGGGGCAUAGUUGUCAGUUUAUCAUUUCUUCUGUAUUUUUUUACAGUGCAUACAGUGCUGGAAUUUCUCCUUUGAUUUGUGUUUACCAUGCGUUGCUCCACCUUGUUUAGUAUCAUCUGUUUAUCGUGUAAACCUGUCACAGACAUGGCAACAUAAGAUGACAUGUUUUGCUCUCUCUCCACUCUGUUAUAAAAAAAAAAAAGUCUUGUUUUUAUGAU